Molecule: messenger RNA, 5444 nt
Organism: Anolis sagrei ordinatus
Lineage: Eukaryota; Metazoa; Chordata; Lepidosauria; Squamata; Anolidae
Gene: TEX2
Product: testis expressed 2
Cellular component (GO): endoplasmic reticulum
Molecular function (GO): lipid binding
Source: RefSeq, a predicted model, not a curated record
GGGAGGGCGGCCUUUCCUGCAAGCCCGGCCCAUUGGCGGGCGGGGUUGCCAGGCUUGGCCCCCUUCCUCUCGCCGGGCUACUCUCACUGAGAAGGAAGGAGGGAAGGACGGAAGGCGAGGAGGAGACGCCCCGCUGGAGGAGUCAUGCCAUGCUAUGAGCUGCGGCUGCUGCUGAGACCCUGGCACAUCUCUGUGACCUGCAAUGACAAGCCUGAACAGUAGCCAUGCAGAGAAAACUGGGGAAAUGUCUUCAAAGCAGCCAGCACCAAAAGUUCAGGUUCAGCGAUCUGUUUCCCGAGAAACCAUCACCAUUCAUUUCUCGGCGUUUGGGAAGGAGGAAGAGGAGGAGGAAGAAGAGUUCAAGGAGUCGCCCCCUGAGACACUGGAUGACCAAAGCAUUGUAACAGCACUGGAAGCUAAGGAGGACCUCUGCUUUGAUCUUGGUGACCAUGACUCUUCUGGUUCCACUACCUCGCUUAAAAUGGCUGCAUCUCUGCUCACCUCAUCUCCCGCAACCAUGCCAACUGUAAAGCCGCUGGAGCCCCAAGUCUUCAGCGCAGCGGUGCCAUCAGCUAUGUCACCCUCCUCACCUUCGUGUAAUGCCUCUGCCUCCUCAGGUGGGGCUUUGCCUUCAGAACCGAGAACCACCCUGUCGUCUUCUCCAUUGACCUCUCCUUCCAAGUCGCUUUUCACAUCUAGCACACCCGCCUCUGUUACUAGCUCAAAGCCUUUCAUGAGUUUAGUUAAGUCCCUUUCAACAGACAUUGAACCAAAAGAGCCCACUCCACCCACAAGACAUAGGCAAUUAAUGAAAUCCCUGGUGAAGUCUCUGUCCACAGACACUUCUAAGCAGGAGUCUGAAACGGUGUCAUACAAACCACCUGACUCUAAACUGAACUUGCACUUGUUCAAGCAGUUCACUCAGCCUCGGAGCACAGGUGGCGAUUCCAAAACGGCUCCCUCUUCCCCCCUAACAUCUCCUUCAGAUACCCGUUCCUUUUUUAAAGUACCCGAAAUGGAGGCCAAAAUUGAAGACACAAAAAGGCGCCUUUCAGAAGUGAUUUAUGAGCCUUUUCAGCUCCUAAGUAAAAUAAUGGGCGAUGAGAGCAGUAGCCACAGGCCCAAAGCCUUAUCUUCAAGUGCUUCAGAACUGUCAAAUCUUUCCAGCUUGAACGGCCAUUUGGAAAGCAAUAACAAUUAUAGCAUUAAGGAAGAAGAAUGUGACUCUGAGGGGGACUUCUACGGAAGUGACUCCAGUAUAAAUAAGAGUACUAAACAACCCCAGAUAGCCGAAGAGCAUGCAAAAGAGGCUGAAAGUAGAAGUUCCCCAUCAUUAAGCACAAAGGAUGCCAAUUUAAAGGGGUCACUGGUACUUGAAAGAUGUUCUUUGUCUGCCUUGGCAAGCAAAGAAGAUGAGGAGUUCUGUGAACUGUAUUCUGAGGAUUUCUGUUUGAUAGAGGAUGACAAAGCCGAGAAACAUUGCGAAGAUUUGUUGAAGUUGGAGGUGCCUGAGGAAAGCCCUGCACCUUUCAGCAGCGAAGGUGACAUUGAAUUUCAUGUGCAACCGCCUAAACUUCCAAUGAAGACAUUGUACUUUCUCACAAUGCUGAUCUAUGCUUAUCUUAUACUCCCCCUACCUGUUUACUUCAGCGGACUCUUUUUGGGAGUUGCCAUUGGGUUUAUGAUUGCUAUCUGUGCAAUUUGGCUUUUUACACCAAGUGCCAGGUAUAGCAGGCUACAUACACGUUGGAACAAGCAACUGCAUACAGAACCUCUGGACAUUAGAGAACCUGAGAUAUUGAAGGGCUGGAUGAAUGAGAUCUAUAACUAUGAUCCAGAAACCUAUCAUGCUACAUUGACUCACUCGGUCUUUGUAAGGCUAGAAGGAAACACACUGAGACUUUCAAAACCCAACAAAAAUAUUUCCAGAAGGGCUAUUUACAAUGAAGCCAAGCCUGAAGUAACAUAUGUUAGCCAGAAAAUUUACGACCUUACAGACAGCAAGAUCCACCUUGUCCCUCAGAGUUUGGCUCGGAAACGAAUUUGGAACAAAAAGUAUCCUAUAUGCCUUGAGCUUGCGAGACAAGAUGACUUCAUGGCUAAAGCCCAGUCUGAUAAGGAAACCUCAGAAGAGAAACCAGCUGCUGAAAAAGUAGAUGUAACCAGCGAGGAACCCAAGAAACUCUCUCAGGAUGGUACAAAAUCUGUUACUCAGAAGGACCAAAUGCUUUAUCUUUUUGGAAGGACUGGUAGGGAGAAGGAGGAGUGGUUUAGGAGAUUCCUUCUGGCUUCCAAAUUGAAAUCUGAAGGAAAAAAGCCAAUAUCCGUGUGUGGAAACAAGCCAGGAUUCUUGCCAACACACAGUAGAUCCAAUAGCCAGUCUGGAGUUCUUACACACAGUCGUAGCAGCAGCAAAGGAAGCGUAGAAGAAAUCCUUUCUCAGCCAAAACAGAAGGAGCUGGCGGCUAGCGCAAGACAAAAAAUGUUGUUGGAUUAUAAUGUCUACAUGGCAAAGUGUAUUCCACAAGAACAUACAAGCCCUGUAGCUAGUCCAGUUCAGAGUGCCGAGAGCAGCCCUUCAAUUGUGAAGAAGUUGCCAGAUACAUGUUGUGACGAAGAGGAGCAGGAAGCAUGGGUAAAUGCUUUGCUUGGAAGAAUCUUUUGGGAUUUCUUGGGAGAAAAGUACUGGUCUGACAUGGUUUCCAAGAAGAUACAAAUGAAGCUUAGCAAAAUAAAGUUGCCCUACUUCAUGAAUGAACUAACACUAACGGAGCUGGACAUGGGGAUUGCUGUGCCGAAGAUUCUUCAAGCCUAUAAACCUUCCAUUGAUUAUAAAGGGCUCUGGAUUGACUUGGAAAUUUCCUACAAUGGAUCUUUUCUAAUGACCCUCGAGACCAAAAUGAAUUUGACCAAACUUGGGAAAGAGCCUCUUAGCGAAGCACUUAAAGUUGGAGAAAUUGGCAAAGAAGGUGUCAGACCAAGGGCAUAUUGCCUUGCAGACAGUGAUGAGGAAUCUUCUAGUGCGGGCUCCUCUGAGGAAGAUGAUCCUCCAGAAGCAACAGGGAGUGAGAAACCUUUAGUACCAGGAGCAGAAGGGUACGUGGGAGGACAUCGAACUAGCAAAAUUAUGAGGUUUGUGGAUAAAAUUACCAAGUCAAAAUAUUUCCAGAAAGCAACUGAGACCGAGUUCAUCAAGAAAAAGAUUGAAGAGGUCUCCAACACCCCACUGCUGCUGACUGUUGAGGUACAGGAAUGUAAAGGAACCCUAGCAGUAAACAUUCCACCACCACCUACUGAUAGAAUAUGGUACGGUUUCAGAAAACCACCUUACUUGGAGCUAAAAGCUCGACCAAAGCUUGGUGAAAGAGAAGUGACUUUAGUUCAUGUGACGGAGUGGAUAGAAAAAAAAUUGGAUCAAGAAUUCCAGAAAAUCUUUGUCAUGCCAAACAUGGACGAUGUCUAUAUUCCCCUGAUGCACUCAGCUAUGGAUACACGCUCAUUUAUGUGCCCUCUUAAAGAGUCUGACACAGAUGCUAUUGAUCAGCCAUGAAAUGUGAAGACUGCAGUUUACAGUAUUAACAAGUUUUGUUUUUAUUGUUUUUAAAAUGAAACUGUCUGGAUAUAGAUAUAUAGAUAUAUUUUGUCUCUGUGCCAUGUUUUGUUUUGCUUUUUGAAGAGGAUUGCUUAAUGCCAAUUGUUGCUCCAGUUGUCCAGGUAUCACUCCUAUGUACUUGAGUCACUUGAGCAUUAAUUCAAUCUCUAAACUGGUCUGUAUCUUUGCAGUUGCUGCUGCUAUUGGGCUUUCCACUUAGCAGUUAAUGUGUAAUAUUUUGCAGUAAAGGGUUAGGGAAGCUUCCACCAGUUGCAAUUGAUCCAGGAGCUUUGACACCUAUGGUGUUGUUGGUUGACACACAACGUUGGCAGUGCACCUAGGCAUGUAUCACGCAGCCACACGAAACCUGUCCCCUGCCAAGGAACAAACCCAUGUAACUGGAAGGCCUCUUUCCCAACCCUUCUCUCUCAGGCAGUUGGAGGUGGAAAAUAUACUUUCCCGUUCCUUCACUUCUGCAGUCCGAUAGCUUGUGUCAAGCAAUUUCGGAAAAGUUUUCCAGAGUUAAGAAUGUAAAAUGGAUGUACAGAAGAGAAUUGUGGAUCACUUCAUGUGGAUUAUGCAUAGUAACUUAUUUUUUCAUAUGAAAUUGUGUUUUUUGGAAACAAGUAGCCAUAUAACACACAAACACACGUUAAUUGGUUGGAGAAGGAUUCUACAGAGCAUGGAGGCAAAUUCUUUUGGGGAGUUUUAAUUCCCAAAAUUUAAUGUUUCCAAGCUCUGAGCAAAGGAGACGAAAAAUGAGGAAAAGCCAUGAAGACCAAACCAUAGCCAGACUUUUUUUUUUAGUGAGGUACAAUCGCCAUGGCUUGUGAUUUCACAAUAAAUGUUAAGACAUGAAUACACAUGGAAACGUCUAACGCUCUGUGUGUGCAUGCAUACUUGUGUGCACUAAAAUUAGUCUAGAACAAUGAACUCAUUCAACUUGACUAAAUUGUUGCUUCUUGCAUUCACUCUUUGUGGAUAAGAGAGUGAAGCCACUCCUUUUGGCCACUUUUUUAAAAAAGGUGCUGUGCUGAUAUUGACUGUGACUAGUCUGCCAUCUUUUAAUCAGUGUGCACCUCUUACGUGGUCUUUGUAUGGAAAGUGGAAGCGCAACAAAACUCCAAAGCACUACUAAUGAUUAUGGCAAACACUCCGGAGAAACUGCCUUGCUGUUACUUUUCUGUAUGGACAUUUCAGCUAAACAUGCACAUUAGAUCAGUAACUCCUUUGAACACUACAUACAUAUACAACGAUCAACACCAGUAAUGAGUGUUUCUUGAUACUCAAUAUUGCCAACUUAUGUCAAGAGAAUGUUAAUUUAGUUUACAAGCAGGUGAGCGAUCACGUUCACCCAACUAAUAGCGUACUGCUUUAAGUGGUUUUUAAACCUUUUUUGUACAUUGUGUUCAGUUACUGUGUGUAAAAUUUCUCAUGAUUUGCCAUCUCUAAUUGGAGCAAAUUCAAGGUUUUUUUUUUUAAAAAAGCAACAACAAAUGCACCUUGCCUGAAACACCUUUAAAGAAAAUUAAUAUAUUAAUAUAUUUAAAUAUUCCUCUAUUAUUUGGGCAUCUAUUUUUGUUAUCUCUGACUUCUGUGACCAUUCCAUUUUGUGUGCUGCCCCAGCUCUUGUUCGAUGAAAACAUCUGCCUCUUCCUGAAGUCUGCAUGUCUUGUUCACGGCCCCUUUUUUUCAUGUGCAAUAACAAUGAAAGUCUAAAGACUAGAUGCACUAAUGUGUAUAAGGAGUUCUUCAGAUCUGACACAAGUGGGUUCAUUGCACUUCAUAACUAGACUAUGUGGGUUAUUACAAUGGGCUUGCUUUUUCUGAAAUAAAUUUAUCCCAUGUCAAA